Molecule: messenger RNA, 2394 nt
Organism: Heterobasidion irregulare TC 32-1
Lineage: Eukaryota; Fungi; Basidiomycota; Agaricomycetes; Russulales; Bondarzewiaceae
Exons: 10
Coding region: 1-2394 (797 amino acids)
Source: RefSeq, a predicted model, not a curated record
AUGGUUUCGGCUACAGCAAAACAAACAUGGACGUCAGCUUCGACUAAUCAAUCCCAAGAGAGAGCUUCGCAUACCAUAAUCGACGAGGAUAAUGCAAUCAGCUUGACUGCGCAUUCUUCCUCAUCGAAGAAGAAAGAACUGAGCGCUUCGCCUGUCGUUAGAAAGGAGUCGGUGUCAACACGGCAGGUCUCUGAAAAUCGGCAAUCAGGCAACCCCCAAGCGAACAAGGAGACACUGAGCAGAUGGCAGGUCCCUGCAGAUCGGCAAUCAGGCGACUUCCAAGCAAAGGAGGGGCAUCAUGUGGACAAACCAAUGCGCCGUAGUCAACGGUCAAUCAACCCACACCCCGCAAAUAGUGCUGGGUUGUUCAAACGUACCCGAGCUGAGGUUGCAAAGAGCGCACAGGCCAAGCGCUCUGCAAAGGCCAGCGUUGUACAAGCUAAGUCCCAGUCUACAGAGGCAGCAAAGAAGUCUGAGGCUGAAGGGAUAAAGAAGUUGGCUCAGCUUGAGGAUCAGAGACGUCGAGAGGAUCGCGCUGAAGAAGCUUAUCUCAAUGCUUCAGUAGACGAGAGAGACAGGAACGAAGACAUACCGGCGACAGAUGGAUUGGUUGAAGCUAAUAACUUGACAGCUAUGGAUGUUGAUGAUAGUAUUCAUGACAGAAAGAUCUCGUACCAGAGGCACAUUCACGAAGAUGAAGAGGACGGCGGCAUCGUCAGCGACGAUAUGGAUGUGAUGGAUGGCUCGACCAAGUCACCUGCCAGUUCAAAAAAGCACCGUACUCAAGCAGAAAAGCGCAAGGCAAGGGCAACAGAGGUCCGCCUAUCAGUAUCUGCUGUACGAGAAGUAGCGCGAGCCCCGAAACGAACCUUAUUGACUGCGGAAUUGUCCAAUUUGUCCGCACCAGCAAGAAAGAAGAGUAAGGGAGCACAACAUUCUGCUCUCGAGGCAGACUGGCGCGAGAAGGUGUCUUCUAAGCUGAAGGGUCAUACCGCUACGUCCCCUUCACUUCAUUCGAAGACACCCUCCUGCAUGCUGCUUCCCUCUACCCUCAUCCAACAAGCUCGCCGAACUCCGUCCGUUCCCCAGGCUACAAUUCGCCGCAUCAAGCCUCGAAUCUCUCGUUCAGAAGAGAGAAAUAUCGACUCUGAGGAGGGGAGUCCGGAUUCAGACAUAGAAGGGGGAUUUACGGAUGUCAAUGUUGCUACACCUAAGGAGGAUGCCGUGAAGGCAAAAGCGUCUACUCGUAAGCUGAACACGGUCGUUGUCGCACUGAAUGAGGACGAAACACCCGUAGACAUGAAUGCCUUGCGUCGGCCACGAUCUCAAGUCGGUCCAGCAAAGUCACUCUCGAAAUCACAGCUUCCUGAGUGGGCGAAGAAACACUGGGACUCCAAAAUCAUUCCGACUCUUCUUGACUUCUACGGCAUUCAAGACGACCCCUGGAAUCUUGACGGCGACGAUGGCGUGACGCUUUUCCGUACAGCCCUUCAGCAAACCAUCAACUUAGUUUGUCCUGGUAUCAAGUACACACCGAUGCCGGUCCGUGAUAAAGUUUAUCUCAUUCAUUCGAAUGAUGUAUCAUAUGCCAUCAUUCUUCCAUGGAUAGAUGCUAAACAUGCGAAAAUAGAUGACACCUCACAGGGUUUAGGCAUCUCAAAUUCUGUGAAGUCCCAAAAAGCACGCCAGGCCGUCUAUGAUUGGCAUCGCAGGUUUCAAACGAAGGCCAUCCAGGCAGUGAAGUCUACUGUCGCUUCUUUGGGCAAUAAGAACACUGUGAAGGCUUUUGUCCAGAAGGCUUUACAGCCCAAAUACGGGGCUGCGUACUGGGCUACGCCAGAUCCCGAGCGCCCCGAGGGUGCAAUGCAAUCAAUCUAUAUUGUGAAGGUUCUAGCAAUGCACGUCAAAUCGACGCAGGGGUCUAUUUUCACACAGAAGUAUUACCCUGUCGGGUCGCUCUGCCUUGCUGUACUGGCCGUUAAACGCGCGUUUUUAGCGUAUUCCACUGGUUCCUUCAAGCCUUUAAACACGAGCUUCUCAGAGGAACACUGUGGAACAAAGACACAGGACUUGCGGCAGGGACUCACGAUUCGGACCUUCCUCAAGAAACCACACCGACAGGACGAGCUGGCUGAACGAAUCAGCCGUUAUUUGGCAAACGGCGAUGACAUUGAGGAUCGGGGCUUUGACGACGACGAAAACGCGAUCGUUGACCGUAGCAGCCCCCCUCCAAGUAACGAUGAGCACGAUCUAUUGGAUGACGACAGACUUAAUGACAGCGACGAUCGGUAUGCCGAAGAUGAUGGUAUGAAUAAUGAUUAUGAGGACAAUGAGGAUUGUCUCGAUCGCACUCAGUGUGGUGAGACUGACGAGGAUGAUUACGAUGACGCUUGA